Vanessa tameamea is the source of this 1324-nucleotide messenger RNA. RefSeq names its product pinin (gene Pnn). The record is from RefSeq and is a predicted model, not a curated record. The transcript is spliced from 6 exons. Gene Ontology annotation, cellular component: catalytic step 2 spliceosome. NCBI's taxonomy places the organism in Eukaryota, Metazoa, Arthropoda, Insecta, Lepidoptera, Nymphalidae. The coding region runs from base 71 to 1273 and encodes 400 amino acids.
AGCAAACUUGCGAUCGUAAAGUAUAAGAAAUGAAAUUGAACAUUUACUAAAUUUUAUUUAUAAUCAAAAUAUGGGGACCGAGAUAGCUAUAUCGUUUAGUACCUUACGUGCUCAAUUAGAGAGUGAAAAAAGUAAUUUGUAUAAAAUUGAUGAAAACAUUAAGAAAAUUGUACAAACCUCAGGACGGUUUUCAGAUAGAUUUAACGCUCCUGCCGAUUACACAAGAGGUGGUUCGCGGUUAGGUGGUAGAAAUGCUUACCCUGACGUAGCUAAUAAUUACAAAAAUGAAGAUCAAUCGAAGCGCAAACAUGAAACCAAGACAGUCUUUAGCAGAUUAUCUGCAAGAUUCAAUGACAGUGAUGGAGAAGAUGACGGCCCAGGACCAAAGAGGAACAAAGUACCCUCAACAGUGUGCCGGGAGCUCCCGACCAGAGCUGCAGUUCUGCGAGCCCAAGGAGACGACGAACAGGCAAGGAAACGUAAUAGGAGAAUAUUUGGAUCAUUGCUUGGAACACUUCAGAAGUUCAAGCAAGAGGAGAUUGUCUUGCAGACUAAAGAAGAUAAAAGAGCACUAGUUGAAAAAAAAAUCGAGGAGCAGGCAAGAUUAGAAAAGGAAAGAGAAUUGAAAGAGCGAAAGACAUUAUUUGCUGAGCGGGAUCAUAAAAAAGCCACCAUAAAAGCCUUAGAAGCAAAGAUGGCACGUGUGCAUGAGUUUGAGAAGUGGGAAGCAUCACAGCAAUGCUUAAGUAACUUCAUUCUGACUAGAACCAAACCACAUAUAUACUGGCUACCAAAGAAGAUAUCGGAGAAAGCGACCGAAAGAUUAAAUUCCAGUAGAAAAUUCCAUGAGAGUUAUAUGGCGAGGAAACGGGAAGAAUUACAAGAUGAAUUACAACGGAUAGAGAAUAGGUGUCUCCGGCCAAGGGGUCCCGGUGCUAAGGAGAAUGAUCUGGAAAACCAUCAUAGGAAUUAUGUUUUUGAGAAAUCUCCUAUCAUUGAGGAAAUCAAGCAGGAGGAUAGGGGAAGGAAGAGAGAUAAGUUUGCUAUGGAUGUGGAUGAAAAGGAUCGAGAUGAAAGUGACGGUGAAGACAGACAUAACGAAGUUCAGGAAAACGAAGCGGAAAAAAUAGAAUCAGAUGAAAACAAAAUGGACACCAGCACAGAGCAGCAAACUAUUUCUGAAACCGAAGAAGCAACAAACAAAGAAGAUACAAACGAACCUAUCACUGCUAAUGAAUGUGAAGAAAUGAAAGAUGUGACAUCUGAUCCGUAACCAGCUUCAUGUACCGACUAUAUAAGGGAUAUCUUGACUUUAAUAAAAACU